Messenger RNA from Parastagonospora nodorum SN15, 3501 nucleotides. RefSeq lists its product as hypothetical. The transcript has a single exon. The coding region runs from base 1 to 3501 and encodes 1166 amino acids. NCBI's taxonomy places the organism in Eukaryota, Fungi, Ascomycota, Dothideomycetes, Pleosporales, Phaeosphaeriaceae. The record is from RefSeq and is a predicted model, not a curated record.
AUGGCGGCCAUGGACACACCGGGGCCCGCUGAUCUUGUGCGCACAGCGUCACAGAACUCGAGCCUGUCGAACCCGAGAAACCGCAGCAUCGCCCGCAUACGCCCCUCGAAACGCAGCUCCAAUGCCUCGCUGAGCCGCAGCCGUAGCCGCGCCGCCUCGCCCUGCGAAGACACCAAGAGCCUCACGUCGUUCCCCUCCCUCUCGCCCAGUCCCGAUGCCUCGCCCGUCCAGUCCCGCAUCAACGGCUGGUUCCGCUCCACGCCCAACCCCAACGCCACCGAAAACAUUAAGAGUAGCGAGAACAAGCCCACAGCAUCUCCGGAUACCGUCAUUGCCAUCCCCCCGCCCGAUUUUGGCAAGAAUGUAGCAGCACCCUCGUCUACGGUCCGGAAGGUCACCAAGUCGACACAGCAGAUCGUGGGCAGCUUGGUAGCCACUUCUUCUACACGUGAGCGGUCUGCACUGUUCGACGAUGCCCCGCAGGAACAGGCCAAAGUAGUCGGGAACCUCCACUACUCAACAGAUCAGAACAUCAAGGAUGCGCUGGGCCAGAUGGGCGCUGUCGCCCUGGUGAGGCAGCUAGCGGGAGAUCUGGCACAGCGAGACGCCCAAGUCACGGCGCUGAGGAGACGAGCCGAGGAGCGUGAAAGGAUCCUGCGCAAGAUGCUCCAGGAGUGCGAGGUCUCCAACAUGGAUAUUGAGAGCAGAUUGCGAGAGUUAGAAAAGAGCAAGGAGUCUUCCAGUGGCCUUAGCAAGGUCAAGACGAGGGGAGACAGUGACCCGUCUGGCCUACACCCCGACGACCCAAUGGAGGACCGCCUGGCGAGGGCUAUCGAGGACGAAGUGGCCGAGCACCCCGAUGCGCUGGGCUUCGACUCUGGGACCAAACGUCCACCGGCCGAGGUUCGGUCGGUACACUCAGUAGCAUCGGAUGCAACACGCGACACAGGCCGCGCCGGAUGGAAGAGCUAUAUAUGGAACGGCACUAGUAGGAAGAGCAGCAGAGCUCCUUCGGUUGCCAGCAUGGUUGACAGAGAGGCAGAGACUAUGCCAGCACGAUCAAGGUCACGAGCUGAUAGUGGAGCGAAAGCGCGGAAAGGUCUUGCCAACGAUCUAUUUGUGCCUCCGAGGAACGAGCAAGCCGGUGGCGCGGUCCCUGCCUUGCGCAGGCUUCAUAGUCAGGACCAGAGCACCGGUCUGGAGACUCGUCGAUCUUCGUCUGUCUCGCUCGCCAGCUGGGCGUUGAAGAUGGUAGCAGGGAACACCCAAUCUAGCAGCGCAAAGUCAGCCACUGUUAGAGGCCGCAAGCACGCUUCCUCCGACGCAGCCGACCGCACGCCUUCCAUAGACUCAGCUAGGACGACACAGUCUGCAAGAUCUGCUUUGGCCAAUGCUCAGAGACGUGGGCGUACACUUGGUCCAAAUGGUACCAUAAAAAGCAUCUCUGCAGAACCAGCGAAGACUGUGUCCAACAGUAACGCUCCCAAUCCUCCCAACUGUGGCCUGAGCAACCUUGGACCUGUGGAGAUGGACAGGAUCCUACCUGAGGAGUCACGACCACCAACGCUUGUACAACAUCACAAUAGAUUUGUUGGGAGUAGCGAAUAUCUUACUGAUCGAUUUGGCUUUAUCUAUGAUCAGCGCCGCAAGAAGAGACAGAGCGAGGCCGCGGCAGAGCUUGCUAAACAAAAGCGAAAUAGUAACGUGGAGUCUCUAGGAGAUGCUAGAGGCAUGCUGAAUAAACUGGGCAUCCACGAAGAAGAAACAGACGAGGCUGCGACGGCAGCAGGCGCAAACGGCGUGGCCAAUCGACCCUCGAGCUCCAGCUCCGAGGACCAGAACGGCAAGACGAUGACGAAGACGUGGGCGGACUAUCUCAAAUUGGCAACACAUCCCACCGAAUUGCUCUCACACACACCAUCCGCAGCUCCCAUAACAUCUGUUCAGUCUGCAGAGGCUGAAUUCUCAGGACCCAAGAUGAGCCAGAUUACCUUGACGAAGCGAGGAUCUCUGCCGACGUCAAGCAGCAACCCCGAGCCUUCGCCGUCACGGAUAGUAUCAAGCAACGCAGAGCUUUCGGUCACUACUCCAUCUUCAGGACCAUCGACUCCUAUCAGCCCCUAUCCGCCUCAGAUCGAUCCUGUCAAGUCCCUUCUGGAUCAGAUGAGCGAUCUGCAUGAUAAUCUGCAACGAGAGAAGAGUGUGCGAUGGAAUGAGUUCUUGCGGAAGGUCCGCGCGGGCAACAAGCGUGAAGGUGUCGCGGCCAGCACUGGGGACGGUAGCUCAAAAGGCUACGUAGCCCCUGAAACUUUCCUAGCUGAUGGCGAGAUGGUCGGUAUCGCCAGCUUGGGCAACAAAGGCAGCGUCGGACGUGCAAAGUGGCAGGAGUUCCGCCGCCUGGUUCUCGGAGGCAUACCUGUGGCACUCCGCGCCAAAGUAUGGGCUGAAUGCAGUGGUGCAUCUGCGCUACGUGUACCUGGAUAUUAUGAAGACAUAGUCAGCAACGGCGAAGACGACCCCACCAUCGCGACACAAAUCCAGAUGGACAUUACCCGUACUCUGACGGAUAACAUCUUCUUUCGCACUGGCCCUGGUGUUCAGAAGCUCAACGAAGUCCUGCUUGCGUACUCGCGCCGCAACCCUGAGGUCGGAUACUGUCAAGGCAUGAACCUCAUCACCGCAUGCCUGCUUCUGAUACUACCUACCGCUGAAGACGCAUUCUGGGUCCUCGCAACGAUGAUUGAGAACAUCUUACCACAAAACUACUACGACGCGCACCUUCUCACCUCACGCGCGGACCAAUCAGUCCUCCGCUCCUACGUCGUCGAGCUCCUCCCGCGCCUCUCCGCGCACCUCGAUGAAUUAGAAAUCGAGCUCGAAGCCCUCACCUUCCAAUGGUUCCUCUCCGUCUUCACCGACUGCCUCUCCGCCGAAGCACUCUUCCGCGUCUGGGACGUCGUCCUGUGUAUGCACGACGGCUCCACCUUCCUCUUCCAAGUCGCCCUCGCGCUGCUUAAGCUCAACGAGAAAGCACUCCUACAGUGUGACACCCCCGCCGGCGUGUACCACUACAUCAACCACCAAAUGACCAACCACGCCAUCAGCAUCGACGGCCUCAUCCAAGCCUCCGACGCCCUCGGCAAGGUCAUAAAGCGCAAGGACGUCGAAGAGCGCCGCGCAAAAGCCGUCUCCCACGAGCAGGAACUCAUGCGCCAGCGCGACGAAAUGCGCCAAGAGCGCGCGCGCAAGAGGGCGGGUCCCACUACCUCCACCCCCGCGGUCCCAGAAGAGGAAGAGGAAGAUGAAGAUAUAGAUGCGAAGAGUAUCUCGGCCUCCCUCGACGCCGGCCUCAGCAUGCGCACAAGCCCCAUGCGCACCCCGCUCAGCAGCGCGAGCAAGCGCAGCGAAGAACUCGAGGACGCCGACGACGUGCUCCAGAGCCUGGAUCUUGUCGAGCGCACGCCCAUGCCCAUGGAGGAAGAAUGUCUCUGGCGUGGGUAA